Messenger RNA from Rotaria sp. Silwood1, 5211 nucleotides. The record is from the annotation of a GenBank genome assembly. NCBI's taxonomy places the organism in Eukaryota, Metazoa, Rotifera, Eurotatoria, Philodinida, Philodinidae.
AUGGAAUGUUUACAUAUAUAAGUUGUCUCUUGUCAAAGUUGUUAUGUAACAACAUGGUCUAGUUGGGCUUGUAGUGUAACUUGUGGAAAUGGUACAUAUUCACGAUCAAGAAAUUGUAUAUCAAAUACAACAGAUACUUGUGAUACUUGUUGGGAAACAUCUUAUUUAUCAACUGAAAUUCAAACAAUGGAUUGUAUACGUGGUCCAUGUCCAUAUUGUACAUGGACAAAUUUCACUAUAUUACCAUGUUCAGCAUCAUGUAAUACUGGUUUUCGAUUACGAACACGUCAAUGUUUGACAAAUGAUAAUCAACCAUGUGGUACAUGUGAUGGUAGUGAUGUUAUAUCAGAAUCUUGUACAGAACUACCUGCAUGUCCUGAUUUAUGUCCAAUUAAUAGUCAUAUUGAACGAAAUUAUACAGAUUGUGGUGUUACAUGUCAAAAUCGUGCUGGUAAUUUAAGUUGUACAGUACGUUCUGUUGGAUGUGUAUGUGAUGCGGGUUACUUUCGAGAUUCUAUUGGUGGACAAUGUAUACAAGAAUGUAAUUGUGGUUGUCUCGAUUCUAUAGGUGGUUAUCAUACGUUAAAUCAAGUUUGGAAUGAAACUUGUAGUACAUAUAUAUGUAAUUCAGGUGGUAUUAUUGAACAAAUUGGUACUAUUUGUAAUACAAGUGUAAUACCAACAUCAGUCAAUGGCGGUUGGACUGAUUGGCAAAAUCCUAUUCCAGUUGUUUGUUCAGCAACUUGUGGCAAUGGUUCACGACCACAAUAUCGUACUUGUACAAAUCCAACACCACAAAAUGGAGGUUUAUAUUGUUCUGGUUCAGGCGUACAAUUAGUUAAUUGUUCAACUAAUAUAACAUGUCCUAGUACGGAUAUUUGGUCAAGUUGGUCAACAUGGAGUGGAUGUAGUGUAACAUGUGGUAAUGGUACACGUACAGCCUAUAGAAAUUGUACAAGAACAUCGUCUGGUGCAUCUGGUUCAGCUUCUUGUAAUGGAUCAAGUACUAAUGUAACAGCUUGUUAUGCUGGAGCUUGUCCGAUCAAUGGAGCAUGGACUACAUAUAGUACUUAUUCACCAUGUUCAUCGAUUUGUUCUCCUGGUUUGAGAGCUAGUCGACGUAAUUGUAUUAAUCAAACAUCUGGUGGAUUAUCAUGUAUUGGUUAUGGACUUCAAUUUCAAAAUUGUUCAGGAUAUAAUGAAUCUUAUCAAUGUGAUGCUAUUGGUUAUUGGAGUAAUUGGACAAGUUGGAGUACAUGUUCUGUAUCAUGUGGUAUUGGUUAUCAAUAUCAAACACGAACUUGUCUUGGUGCUGGUUUUGGUUGUGUUGGUGAAGCAAUAAAUACAACAACUUGUAAUACAAGUGUUGUUUGUCCAAUUGAUGGAGAUUGGACUAGCUGGUCUAGUUGGUCUUCAUGUCCAGCAACAUGUGGUACAGCUACAGUAUAUCGAACACGUAAUUGUACGGGUGCAUCAAAUGGUGGUGUUUGUUUGGGUUCAGUAUUGGACACACAACUAUGUGAUACAAAUGUUAGUUGUUCUAGCUUUCCAUAUAAUGCAACUAAUGGAGGUUAUUCUACAUGGUCAUCAUGGGGUCCAUGUUCUAGUACAUGUGGAACGGGUAUACGAAUACAAACAAGAUCAUGCACUAAUCCACUACCACAAUAUGGUGGUAAUUAUUGUGUUGGAUCUCCUAUUAAUAUUACAUCAUGUAAUUCUACACAACCAUGUCCAAUCAAUGGUAAUUGGACAACUUGGACAAAUUUUUCAACAUGUAGUGGUACUUGUGGAGAUGGUAAAAGAUCACGUACACGUCUUUGUGCAAAUCCACCUCCAGCAAAUGGUGGUCAACAAUGUACAGGAUCAUCAGUUGAAAUACAAAAUUGUUCAACUAAUAUUGAUUGUCCUGUUGAUGGAAUUUGGGGAAAUUGGAGUUUAACAAUAUCAUGUUUUGGUAUUUGUGGUAAUGGUACACAAAUCUAUACACGUAAUUGUACACCACCAAUUGGUGGUGGUCUUAUGUGUGCAGGUCCAACAAGACGAGAAGAAACAUGUAAUCUUAAUCGACCAUGUCCAAUUGAUGGUGGUUGGAGUAAUUGGAGUAAUUUUACAACAUGUAGUGUAACAUGUGGUAUUGGUGUUUAUUCCCGAAUUCGUGAAUGUAAUAAUCCAAUACCACAAUAUGGUGGAGAUUUAUGUAUUGGUCCACCACUUGAAACAGCUUAUUUUAAUGGUGGAUGGUCAAAUUUUACAAGUUAUGGUUCAUGUUCAGCUACAUGUGGUAAUGGAACACAAAUACGUACACGUAAUUGUAAUAAUCCUGUACCAGCAUUUGGAGGAUCACAAUGUUUUGGUGAUACAAAAGAAACACGAACAUGUUCAUCAAAUAGACCUUGUCCAAUUGAUGGUGGAUGGUCAAAUUGGACACAAUCAGCAUGUUCAUCAACAUGUGGAGUUGGUUAUCGAAUUCGACAGAGAAAUUGUUCAAAUCCAACACCACAAUAUGGUGGUAUUUAUUGUAUUGGUUCAGCACUUGAUACAAUUCUAUGUAAUGCAUCUAAUCUUACAUGUCCAGUUAUGGGAACUUGGGGUGCAUGGGUAAAUGCAACAGAUUGUUCAGCUUCUUGUGGUUAUGGUAUUCGUAUACGUAAUCGAACAUGUCUUCCAAUUGGUUCGAUUAAUUGUGUUGGUGAUUCAGUUCAAAUUGAAACAUGUGAUUCAGGAGUUAGUUGUGCUACUCCAGCUCCUUGGGAUUCAGUUGUUGGUAAUUGGAGUGAAUGGUCCGAUUGGUCACUAUGUUCUGUAAGUUGUGGAAAUGGUACACAGUAUCAAACAAGAGCUUGUAAUUCAUCAACUCCUUCAGAAGGUGGAUCAUUAUGUAGAGGAGAUGCUUUAAGAACACAAACUUGUGAUACAAAUGUUACUUGUCCAGUUAAUGGUAAUUGGACACAAUGGGGAAGUUAUUCAUCUUGUAGUACAACAUGUGGUGCUGGUAUUCGAACUCGAAUUCGAUAUUGUAAUAAUACAAAUAAUUUUAAUGAAUUAUGUAUUGGACAAGCAUUAGAAACAGCCACAUGUAAUGCUAAUAUUACAUGUCCUGCGGCUGGUGUUUGGAGAAGUUGGACAAGUUGGAGUACAUGUAGUGGUAGUUGUGGUACGGGUCUUCAAGUUCGAACACGAAAUUGUACAGUACAAGCUGGAGGUGAACAAUGUUCAGGUUCAUCAAUAGAAUCUCAAACAUGUAAUACAACUAUAAUAUGUCCAAUUGAUGGUGGUUGGGGAUCUUGGACAAAUUGGACUGAUUGUUCAUCUGGUUCAUGUGCUGCUGGUAGUAGUUAUCGUUUUCGUACAUGUAAUAAUCCUCAACCUUCAAAUGGUGGACAAAUGUGUACGGGUGAUGCAAUGGAAACAAAAGUAUGUUAUGGAAUACUUACAUGUCCAAUAGAUGGUAGUUGGUCAUCAUGGGGUGAAUGGUCAACAUGUUCAUCAACUUGUGCUGGGGGUCGUCGUUCUCGAUAUCGAAAUUGUUCAAAUCCUAUACCAUCCAAUGGUGGUUUAUCAUGUAUUGGAUCAUCAGUUGAAAUUGAUGGUACAUGUGGUAAUUCUACAUGUGGUUCUACUCCUGCUGUUGGAAUUGGUACAUGGGGAAAUUGGAAUGCAUGGUCAGAAUGUGCAGCUACAUGUGGAUCUGGUAUCAGACGACGAACACGAAAUUGUACAACAACAGGUUUACCUUGUAUUGGCUUAAAUUAUGAAAUAGAAUCAUGUAAUUCAUCUAUUAAUUGUCCUGUUGAUGGUAUUUGGGGAACUUGGAGUAAUUAUUCAGAAUGUACUGCUUCAUGUGGUAGUGGUACACAAACACGAACACGUCUUUGUAUAAAUCAAUCUGAUGGAGGACAAUCUUGUUAUGGUUCAGCAACACAAACAAUAUCAUGCAAUACAAGUGUCACUUGUCCAAUUGAUGGACAAUGGACAACAUGGAGUUCACAAAGUCCUUGUUCAGCUACAUGUGGUAUCGGAUUUACGGUUCGUACACGUACUUGUACACAAUUAAUACCAACAUUUGGUGGUGUUUCAUGUCCUGGUUCUUCAUUACUUUAUGAAACAUGUACAGCUGCACAAAAUUGUUCAAUCAAUGGACAAUGGGGUGCAUGGAAACCAUGGUCAGCUUGUACAGCUACUUGUGGUAAAAAUGCAACAAAAUAUACUACUCGAAUCUGUGAUAGUCCAGCUCCAUUAUAUGGUGGUAAUGGUUGUACAGGUGUAGCAUUUAAUAUAACGACUUGUACUGAAUUAUCUGAUUGUUUAUUAUGUGAAUCAAAUGAAGUAUAUACAAAUACAACUCCAACAUCUUGUCCUUCACUUUGUUCAAAUCCAAAUAAUAGAACAUGGUGUUUAACAAGUUUAUGGCAACCAAAAUGUUUAUGUCGAUCUCCUUAUGCAUGGAAUGAUGCAACAAAUUCAUGUUUAUUAUGGUGUGAUUGUGGUUGUUAUGGAUCAGAUAAUCAAAAAUAUGCUGUUGGAAGUGUUUGGCAAGAAAAUGAUUGUCGUACAUAUCAAUGUAUGUACUCAAAUAAUACUGUAGAUAAUUCUCCACAAUCAUUAUUAAUAUCUAAUAAUUGUUCAAAUUGUUCAUAUUUUGGUUGGUCAACAUGGUCAUCAUGUAAUGUAUCAUGUGGUCAAGGUUAUCAGACACGUACACGAUCUUGUCUUUAUUUAAAUACUAAUACACCAUGUAAUACAUGUGGAGGUAUUAAUACUCAAACACAAAUAUGUGAAAAUUCACCUUGUGAAGUAUGUCAACUUGGUCCAUAUAUACCAGCAACUGAUUGUUCAAAAACAUGUGGUAAUGGUACUCGAGCAUUAAAUCGAACAUGUUAUAAUGUAGCCUCAUCAAGUUCAUCAGUUCCACAAAUAUGUUCAACUGCAAAUCUAUGUGAGACGAAUACAACUAUUAUUGGAGCAUGUAAUCCAGAUAUAUGCAUUAUUUGUACUUGGUCUACAUGGGUUAAUGGUCGAUGUUCUGUAACAUGUGGUACUGGUUCAUAUACUCGACAACGUUUUUGUUAUGAUCAAUUUGCUAGAGAUUGUACAACAUGUGCUCCUACUAGUGACAUAAAUAGUACUAGACCAUGUUACUAUCCAAGUUGUCCAACAGGUCGUCGACGACGUAGUGUUAUUAGUUGGUUAUCUUCAUGGUUUGAUGAUUAA